Molecule: messenger RNA, 1336 nt
Organism: Coregonus clupeaformis (lake whitefish)
Lineage: Eukaryota; Metazoa; Chordata; Actinopteri; Salmoniformes; Salmonidae
Product: insulin-induced gene 2 protein
Exons: 7
Coding region: 228-929 (233 amino acids)
Biological process (GO): cellular response to insulin stimulus; SREBP-SCAP complex retention in endoplasmic reticulum; SREBP signaling pathway
Cellular component (GO): SREBP-SCAP-Insig complex; endoplasmic reticulum
Source: RefSeq, a predicted model, not a curated record
GUAGCCAGUGCAUCGGAAGUUAGCGAUAAGGGUAGUUUUCAUUUUUUUGUCUCAAACUCCUGCUACUACAUUUAAAAAAAUAAGCGAAAUGUGUCUUUUACAGUUUUAGAAAGGGACUUUAUAAACAUUGAAGGGUAUAAGUGAUGUCAGUGGACAGCGCGAUCACUGGAGGAUAGAGUUAGUGUUUCCCCUUUCCUUCUGUCCUGGCGUCCACGGUUGCCGCAGCCAUGGCCGACUCCACAGUAGUCAGCGACCAGCAGCGUUCUGGGUCCGGUCAGACCACUCCUUCCAGAGGACCAUACAUCGCAGUGAUCACCAACAGAAGCACCACCCUGGUGAUCCGUGGGUUCAUGCUGUUCUCUAUUGGAGUUUUCCUGGCUCUGGUGCUCAACCUGCUGCAGGUACAGAGGAACGUCACUCUGUUCCCGCCUGAUGUCAUUAGUAGCAUCUUCUCAUCAGCCUGGUGGGUGCCGCCCUGCUGUGGGACCGCCUCAGCAAUGAUCGGUCUGUUGUAUCCGUGCAUUGACAGUCGGCUCGGCGAGCCCCACAAGUUCAAGCGGGAGUGGUCCAGUGUGAUGCGCUGUGUGGCCGUGUUUGUGGGAAUCAACCAUGCCAGCGCUAAAGUGGACUUUGCGAACAACGUGCAGCUGUCCCUGACGCUGGCGGCCCUGUCCAUCGGCCUGUGGUGGACAUUUGACCGGUCCCGCUCCGGCUUUGGCCUGGGAGUGGUCAUCGCCCUGCUGGCCACUCUGUCCACUCAGCUCCUGGUCUACAACGGAGUCUUUCAGUAUACCUCUCCAGAUUUUCUGUACAUUCGCUCCUGGUUACCUUGCAUCUUCUUCGCUGGUGUGAUAACCAUGGGGAACAUAGGACGGCAGCUAGCCCUGUAUGAAUGCAAACUUAUGUCAGAAAAGACUCAUCAAGACUGAGAGAAUUUCUGGCUAUAUCAAACUUUCGCUCAAAAUUACAUUUUUGUAGCAACGAAAAGCCAAAAGGGGAUGUAAAAGGACAUCUGUAUGCAGCGUUGAUGGGGAUUGGUGAACCUUGGAGGAAGCAGAGCAGUCACCCACAGACAACAAAUUAUGUGCUUCUGCUUUGCUGAUGAGUGCUUUGCUGUGGAAAAGACAGUGUUUUGAUUGGUUCUUAUGUGCCCAUUCUGGGCCUAGGGGGACAGACACCAGCUCGCUUUAUUAUAAGCAUCCAAUGGAUGGUCUAAGGAGAGGAAUAACAAGAACUGCCAAUGUGAUGUCGUGUGUGGUAGGUACACUACUGUUCAAAAGUCUGGGGUCACUUAGAAAUGUCCUUGUUUUCGAAAGAAAAGCAAUUUUUUUGUCCA